GUUCUUUUGUGAUCCUCGGCCAAUGCACACGUUGUUCAUGGUUUGUGCAGGAGAAUAUUUUUAUCUGUAAUAAAAAAUAUUGCUAUCUUAGAUUUUUAGUGUUUCUAGAUAUAGUAACUAUAAAACCACGGCAUCAUUAUUUAAAGUGAUCUUCUAUUUAAAUGAUUGAGUGCAGUUUUCAAAAAAACCAACAAUAUGCAAAACACUAGAAUUGAAGAUAGAUAUGAGGAUUCAUCAGACACCUCUGAAGAUGAAAAUACCCAAAUCACAAGAGCUCCACAGCAAGAUACAGAAUUAUGGGAUACCUUUCAGGAUCCACCUGUAAAACAAACUACAGGAUCUGCUGUUGAUACGAAAAAAUUUCUUUUUUUCAUCAAAAUCAUCAAAGUGAUUGUGUACAUAUUGGUAUUCCUAAUUGUUCUAUUAGGCAGUACAGUAUCAAAGUUAGCAUUUCUCUUCAUGACAUCACAUGUAAAGCCAAGUGGCAUUCCUUACUGUAAUCCAGAUAACAAUGUUGGCAAUUAUACAGCAAUUAUUCCAUAUGUACAGAAGAUAGCAUGGAUAUGGGCUAUUGUUUUCGCAUUUGCCUUUCCAGAAGUUGUAACAUUUCUCAGAGCAUGUCGAAUAUGCCUUUUUAAAAAUAUUCCACGUCCAAAUAUGUUGCAACAAUUAAUAAUCUGCAUAUUUGAAUGCCUUCACGUAAUAGGUUUUGCUAUCCUCGCCUUCAAAAUUCUCCCUCAGUUAGAUGCAAUGAAAGGCGUUAUGUUAACCAAUUGCUUGUGCAUCAUCCCAGGAAUUUUAGGACUUUUUUCUCGAUCUCCUGCCACAGAAAAAUUUUUCCUAAAAAUAUUGGCUGAUAUACUAGCAAUUGCAACACAGAUUACCGGAAUAUUUCUCUGGCCAUUCACAAUGGGUAACCUGAACCUGAUAGUGUGGACUUUCAUUAGCUGCAUCUUAAUAUCAGUUGGCUGGUGGGAGAAUUAUGUGUCCAUCAAGAGUUUUAUUCAACCAAUUCGCUGGCUAGCUGACAUAAAGAGUCAUAUUGGUCGCAGUAGAUACUAUACUUAUCUGUACCUGGUACCACUGAAGAUUUUCCUAUUCUUUAUUGUGGCUUAUGCAUGUAACGAAUAUAGGUUUUUCCAGUAUUUUACGGAAUUUGCCGAUGGCUGGAAAAAUCAUACGAUAAUCAUACAUGAGACUCAACCACAAUUUAGUGAAAAUCUGCCUGAAAUGCCUCAAGUCACUGAAAAUUCUUCUUUCCUAGUGACUUCCGAUCAUCUCGCAAUUUGCUGGGUCUUUGUAGUGCAGAUUUUAAUGGGCUACUUAUGCUACUUCUUCGGUCGUUUUGCGUGCAAAAUCCACAUUCAGAGUGUCAGUUUUUCCUUCCCUCUGUGUCUUACAGUACCAACAUGUCUUACAAUACUAUUCAUUGUGGCUGGUUUUCGAGCUAGUGACCCCUGCUACUUUAACGGAAUCCUUCCCAAUUACCUAUUUUUCAAGACACCUGAUACCGACGACUUCUUCCUCUACAUUACACAAUAUCAUGCGUGGAUGUGGGUACUGUGGCUCUUUUCCCAAGUUUGGAUAACUCUUCAUAUUUGGUCAUCACGAUGUAACAAAAAUGCACCCACGGACACUCUAUUUGUUAUGCCAAUGUACAAUGGACUAGUUAUAGACCAGUCAAUGACACUAAACAGGCGACAGCACGCUGUUGAGGAAAUUGUGAAAGUAGCAGAAAUUAUUGGCCAUGAUGACGAUCAAUAUAGGAGGAGAUUUGAGGAAUUAAAUCAUUUGCAGGACAACGAAACGAUAAAACCCAGUGAUAGAAUUCCACAGGUGUACGUCUGCGCAACAAUGUGGCAUGAAACAAAAGAGGAAAUGAUGGAAUUCCUUAAAUCAAUCCUUCGUUUGGAUGAAGAUCAAUGCGCUAGACAGUUAGCGUGGAAAUAUAUUCAAAGAACUGAAGAACCCGAUGAUGAAUUCUAUAAAUUGGAAACUCAUAUCUUCUUCGAUGAUGCCUUCAUGGACAAAGAAAAAUGUGAUGAUCCCGAUGGAUCUCCAAUAAAUUCCUAUGUAAAGCUCCUUAUUAACAAUAUAGAAGAAGCUGCCAGAGAGGUUUACAAGCAAAAAAUGAAGAUCUACCCUCCAACUAAAAUUGUAACUCCAUACGGAGGCCGUCUGAUAUGGAUUCUUCCUGGAAGAACAAGAAUGGUGGCUCAUCUCAAGCAUAAGGAUAAGAUAAGAAAGAAGAAACGCUGGUCUCAGGUAAUGUACAUGUACUAUCUACUCGGUUAUAGAAUUAUGCAGCUGGAUGUCUCGCCUGAGAGAAAGAAAAUUAUUGCUCAAAAUACAUAUCUGUUAGCCCUUGAUGGGGAUAUUGAUUUUCAACCAAAUGCUGUCCAACUUUUACUGACACGCAUGAAAAUAGAUCCGGAUCUUGGAGCAGCUUGUGGAAGAAUACAUCCUGUUGGUAGUGGUCCAAUGGUGUGGUAUCAGCGCUUUGAAUAUGCUAUUGGUCACUGGCUACAGAAAGCAACUGAACAUGUGAUCGGUUGUGUUUUGUGUAGUCCUGGAUGUUUCUCAUUAUUCCGAGGGCGAGCUUUGAUGGAAAAUAGCGUGAUGAAAAAAUACACAACAAAGUCUGAAGAAGCCCUCCAUUAUGUACAGUACGAUCAAGGUGAAGAUCGUUGGUUAUGCACCUUGCUUCUGAAACAGAAAUUCAGAGUUGAGUACUCUGCUGCCUCUGAUGCGUAUACACACAGUCCUGAAGGUUUCAAUGAAUUCUAUAAUCAACGAAGGAGAUGGGUUCCUUCAACUAUGGCCAAUAUCCUCGACUUAAUUUUCAGCUACAAGAUGAUCGUAAAAGCAAAUAGUAGCAUUUCAAUGCCCUACAUUGUCUACCAAUUUGUCCUAAUGAUUGGCACAAUUCUUGGCCCAGGAACGAUUUUCCUUAUGAUGAUUGGAGCUAUUGUAGCAGUUUUUCGCACCAGUAUCUGGACAUCAUUCUUGUGGAAUUUUAUACCCCUGCUUUUCUUCAUGCUUCUAUGCUAUUUUGCCAAGCAAAAGUACCAACUUAUAGCAGCCUUCUUCAUCACCGCUGUUUAUGCGAUGGUUAUGAUUGCCGUUGUUAUUGGUAUAAUAAUGCAGACUCAGGAAGAUGGAAUCAACUCACCAUCUUCAUUAUUCUUCCUCGCUGUGGCUGGUCAGAUAAUCGUAACGGGUUUAAUGCAUCCCCAAGAAGCCUGGGCUCUCAUCUGUGGUGUUGUCUACUACAUCACUAUCCCUUCAAUGUACAUGCUCCUUAUAAUUUAUUCUCUCUUCAACAUGAAUGACGUAUCCUGGGGAACUCGGGAGAAUCCUCAACCAGCUACUCAGAAUGCUAACACACAACCAAAUAGUCAGACGCGUUUUCAACGUAUUUUAGGUUUUCUUCAAGUUAAUCGGGAAGAAGAAGGCUCUCUCGAUUUUUCCUGUGGUGGCAUCUUCAGAUGUAUGUGUUGCACACAUCCGAAGAACGGAGCCAAUGAUGCUCAUCUCUUACAUAUUUCUGCACAACUCACCGAAAUGACAAACAAAAUGAGGGAACUAGAAGCAAAACUUUCAGGUGAAGUCACGGUAAUGACGGAGACCAAGGACGAGAUUGAAACAAUUUCUCCACCACCAAAUGAACCAACACUGGAAGAGGUCAUCUGCGAACCCGAACGUCCUGUCAGCUCUCUUCCUGACUGGUUAUACGAUGAGGAUCUACGGAAUGGAGACAAUGAUACACUACCAAUGGCAGAGGAGAAAUUCUGGAAUGAUCUCAUUGAUCGUUACUUGAAGCCUCUAGAUCUCACUGAAGAGGACAAGAAUAAAGUGGCUACAGCUCUCAAGGAUUUGCGUGAUAUGUCAGUGUUCGCCUUCGUCAUGAUCAACGUUAUUUUUGUCCUUACUGUUCUCUUGCUGCAAAUGAACAAGGAUGAUAUUCACAUCAGAUGGCCGUUUGAGGUGAAAAAUUUUAUCGAGUACGAUAGUGAUAACUCGGAGAUUAACAUAAAGCGUGAACAUCUUCAAUUGGAUCCAAUUGGUUUGCUGUUUGUCGGCUUCUUCGGUGUCAUACUCUUAAUUCAAUUUAUAGCUAUGUUAAUUCAUCGUUUUGGCACUUUGGCAGAGAUUUUGGCUGCCACAAGUCUUAAUUGGUAUUGUGUUAAAAAGGCCGACGAAUUAUCUCCAGCAAUGGAUCUCAGGAGCCAAGCAGUGAAUAUUGCUAAAAAAGCUCAACGUCCGCAACCUCAAUGGGAUGAGGAUGACAUGAAAGAAGAGCAAAAAGCUAUUGGUCGACGUCGUGAUACAAUCCAGAAAAUUUUGUAUCAACAUAACCAGAAGCAUGACUGGAGCAACUUGGAGAGAAACUUCCGAAGGCGUUUCUUACGCGAAGGUGAUCUUGAUCUUGGCAGAAUAACUGUUCGGCGAGAAACAUUAAAUUUGCUUAACACCAGACGCACAACUCUCAUUGAAGAACGAAAAUCCAUCAGCAGAAAUAUGCGUCAAUCUGCCGGAAUCAACUCAAUUCCUCCUGUUCAAUGGGAGAGGACUAGACCAGUUGGACCCAGAGAUAGUAUUGUUCCCACAAGACCACAGCUGCUUCCAGCUCAGCCCAGAUCUGAAUUCGACACCAACAGUAGAUCCUACUAUACUUUAAACCUUGGAGGUCACGAUAACGCAUCCUUUACAGAUGAUCCAAGAGAAUCCUACGAGCUAACACAGCGCAGAGACACGCAAAGAGUCCACUUCUCUUGAUGACCUGAAGGAAGAAAGAGUUAAAUAAUGUGAAUUAUUUUAUAUAAAGAUUUUAUUUGGGGCAUAUAUCCUCCUUUUUGUAAAAUGAUAUCAAUUAGAUGAUAAGUAAAUUUUUUAAAUGAUAAGUUCUAUAGCAUUGUCAUGAGCAAGUCGAUGAGAAUAUUUACAAGCAGCUAAAUCAUUUAAAGUGGUUGAUAGACGAUUAGAUGUGUAUUGGAUUUAUAAAGGCAGCCUCAAGAACGAAAGGUGUUUAGUUGAUCGUAAAUCUGCAAGGUGUAAAAAUGAAGUGGAUUGUUCUGUGCUGUUUCUUUAUUACUACAUUAGCCAUUCCCUUAAACACUAAUAACGAUGGCUUUACUGGGCAGCCAAUUGAAGAGUUGGGUAAACAUUUUGAAGGAGACAUGGUCCUCACAGAUUUACAAAAAUUGCAGAUUUUUGAUUCAAUGACGGAUAGCCGAACAGGACGCCUCGAUCCGCGUUAUCGCUGGCCAAAUAAUAUUCUCUAUUAUGAAUAUGCCGAUCAUGUAAAUCAAGAGCAGAGAGAUUGGAUUGAUUCAGCUCUGAUGAACAUCACAGGACACACUUGUCUCAGUUUUGUUCCGCGUACUACUGAGACUGACUAUGUAUACGUGACCACUUCGAGCUCAGGAUGUUUCUCCAACGUUGGACGUAGUGGAGGGCGCCAGCAACUCAAUUUACAAAAUAACGUGCCAACACAAGGAUGCUUCCGGUUUGGCACAGUUGUCCAUGAAUUUAUCCAUGCAUUGGGCUUCCAUCAUUCCCAAGCAGCUUAUAAUAGAAAUGAUUAUGUAAUUAUCAAGUGGGAGAACAUUCAGUCCGGUACUGAGAACAAUUUUGUGCUGAGGGAUCGAACAACAACUACAAUGUAUGGUUUGGAUUAUGACUAUGGCAGCGUGAUGCAUUAUGGACCAACAGCAUUUAGUAUGAAUGGAGAACCUACAAUUGUGCCGAUUCAAUCAGGAGCAGUCAUCGGACAAAGAAUUGCAAUGAGUCCUUUGGAUAUUCAACGUCUCAACCGAAUGUAUGAUUGUCCGGAAGGACAAUGAUAAACUUGAACAUUGUAAUUUUUUUUAUUAAAAUACUUAAAAUAAAAUCAUGUGUAAAGUAAAAA
Molecule: messenger RNA, 5911 nt
Organism: Phlebotomus papatasi
Lineage: Eukaryota; Metazoa; Arthropoda; Insecta; Diptera; Psychodidae
Product: chitin synthase chs-2-like
Exons: 7
Coding region: 196-4779 (1527 amino acids)
Cellular component (GO): cell periphery; cell septum
Molecular function (GO): chitin synthase activity
Source: RefSeq, a predicted model, not a curated record